UUGUGAGCGAGUCACUUGGCUGGAGGAAAAGAAGUUUUGGCAAUUUGAAGGAUUUAUGUUCAUGAUUGGCUGUUUCUCGACCGCUACUGUUUACAUGCGACAAAGAGUUCUAGAUCUCAGGACAUUGAGACGGAUUCAAAGACAGAUAGCCAACAGUGUUUAGUUUGUUUAAUAAUGGCUAAGGUGUUUUUGGAAGUGUACAGUUUGUUGGAUGAGAUAGCCGAGGUGCCUGUACCGUCAGCAGUCUGUAUAUUCCUGAUGUCUUAUCUCCGGAGUCCCUCUAACAUUGAGCUUGUGCUGGUGGAGAGUGAACGCGAAGCUGUGAGUCUGAGCGUGAAUGUUGGAGCACUGCGGUACCGCUCUGUGACACAGGAAAGCUUGAACUCACCGAUACGAGAUUGUCACCUGCCCGUUUUUUUCUACCACAGACACAACCUCUUGUGUAGCUGGACUGUGUGCAGUGCUGCGGCAGACAGUGGUGAAGAAUGGCGACAUCUCCUUGGUUUUAGGGAGGGCUGCCUGUUUGCCUGUGCGGAGGUCUCCCUUUGGACUAGGUUCUGUGAAAUAGACAUUAUAGAAGUGGUUAAAGAUCUUUCAAGUGACACCGUGCUAAAUGUCAAGGUAUUCGAGGUACCCAGACACUUAGCCAGGUUUGAAGAACACCUCAAACAGCCCGUCAGGAUGCACAAUGUGGACAAAACUACGAAAGAAGAUGAACAGGGCUGUGUUGACCACGAGUUCGCCGAGGGUCAUACGAUGUCUCUUGCUGACCUCAUGAUAGUCCCAUGUGUCCGUGUGAUUUUCAAAUUGCUGUCGGGUUUAACACUCGCACCGUUGAUACCGUCUGUGCUGCGCUGGUAUCAGCUGGUCAUCAGUCAGGAUCAUGUCUCGGAGGCUCUGGAUACCAUCCAAGAAGUCCCUUCUCAAUUCCCCGGUAACAGUGUGGACAUCAACUGUGUGCUUCCGGAAGUUCCUCUACACAGUUUGUACAAAAGUGAUCCAAAGAGGUAUAAACCAAAGUGGAAAAUAUUUACACGCCAGGAUGAUGUUGACGCAGCUCUCAAAGUGGUGGAAGAUCUAGCACUGGAUUUGGAGUAUGACCCUCUGCCGUUUGGUCAUGAAGUGCCACUGGACUGGCAAGGGGUUCCGGGUGGUGUACAGCCUGAUGUGCCUAGUGACAGAUUGGCUAGGAAACGGCAACAGUUGGAGAACCUCUCCAAAGCUAUUAUCAAGGUAGCAAGGCCGGGGGAUACCAUCGUUGACUUCUGCUGUGGCAGUGGGCACUUGGGCAUUGUGGUGGCUCAUUGUCUGCCUCAAUGUCACGUAGUUCUGUUGGACAACAAGGAGGAGUCUCUGGCACGUGCCAAGGCCCGAGUCAGGGAUUUGACCUUGUCCAAUGUCACCGUCAUACAGUGCAACCUCGAUUAUUUCAAGGGCUCUUUUCAGAUCGGAGUAUCACUUCACGCUUGUGGCGUAGCCUCAGACUUAGUGAUCCACAGUUGUCUGCAGCGCAACGCAACAUUCGUCGUCUGUCCCUGCUGUUACGGUUCAUUACAAAACAACCACAUGGUGUCGUACCCCCAGAGUUCAGAGAUGUCUCUGUUGUCACUUCACCACUACCUGGUGCUGGGUCACUGCGCAGACCAGACUCACAAACAGCUCUACGACAAGAGUGCCCAGGGAGAGAGAUGUAUGGCUAUCGUCGACUACGACCGCUGCCUGCUGGCCCGAGAGAGAGGGUACUCCACUUCACUCGCUAAACUCAUCCCACAAACUUGUAGUCCCAAAAACAACCUCAUUGUUGGUAUUCCAAACAAUUUUGUAUUCUGACAUUUUUUCUAUGAAUAAAACGUUUAUUUUUGUUACA
Molecule: messenger RNA, 1867 nt
Organism: Homalodisca vitripennis (glassy-winged sharpshooter)
Lineage: Eukaryota; Metazoa; Arthropoda; Insecta; Hemiptera; Cicadellidae
Product: glutathione S-transferase C-terminal domain-containing protein homolog
Source: RefSeq, a predicted model, not a curated record